AUGGAUCAUACCAGAGAUCCUUGCCCGUGGGUCGCGCUGAGUGACUUUGGUGGUGCUUUCUGCAUGGGUUGGCAUGGCGUGAAGGGACUCAGGAACUCUCCGUAUGGUGAGCGUCGGAUAGGUGCUAUCACGGCCAUCAAGGCUCGAGCUCCCGUGCUCGCCGGUAACUUUGGAGUCUGGGGAGGCAUGUUUUCUUGCUACGACUGCGCGGUGAAAGGCUUAAGGAAAAAGGAGGACCCAUACAAUGCCAUUAUCGCUGGUUUCUUGACUGGUGGUUCGCUGGCUGUACGCGGCGGGCUAAAGGCCGCAAGGAACUCGGCCAUCAUGUGCGCCGUCUUCCUUGCAGUCAUUGAGGGUGUUGGUAUUGGUUUCCAGCGAAUGAUGGCAGACAACACGAAGCUCGAGGUGAGUGUCGCCCUUGUUGACAAAAUUAGGAGUCUCGUGAGAUUCAGCGGCUAA
This is a messenger RNA of Penicillium egyptiacum, 459 nucleotides long. Lineage: Eukaryota; Fungi; Ascomycota; Eurotiomycetes; Eurotiales; Aspergillaceae. The record is from the annotation of a GenBank genome assembly.